This is a messenger RNA of Sebastes umbrosus (honeycomb rockfish), 1982 nucleotides long. Its product is annotated as tumor necrosis factor receptor superfamily member 13B. Gene Ontology annotation, cellular component: plasma membrane. Lineage: Eukaryota; Metazoa; Chordata; Actinopteri; Perciformes; Sebastidae. The record is from RefSeq and is a predicted model, not a curated record. The coding region runs from base 124 to 900 and encodes 258 amino acids. The transcript has 5 exons.
GUUCUUACCCAAAUGAGUUUCCAAACUGACAUACAGGCCUCACAUCUCACUCUCAUCUUCAAACCAAGGAUUCUCCCUCCGCUUCUACAUCUUGCCAGUGUACAGUAAGGGUCAUCAGGGCUGAUGGCUAGAAGCUGCCGUGCGGAUCAGGUCUGGGACGCUUUGCUCACAAAAUGUUUGGACUGUCAUACGACAUGCAAGCGCCCAGAUGUCAACCCCAGAUGCACCAGUUACUGUGAGUCUGCACAUUGCAAAGCACAGCCUGGCCACUACUAUGACGGGCUGCUGAAGUUAUGUGUGAGGUGCUCUGAGGUUUGUGGAAGACAUCCAGCAGAGUGCUUCCUGCACUGCCAGACUCUGCCACCUCCUGGGACCACUGAAAACCUCCUGGUUCAAGGUACCUCACACAUGCCGAAUCCCAGAGGGCUCUCAGUCCUGGAAGACUCCACUAUCUACUCCCUGCUGGCCCUGUGCAUGGUGCUGCUGCUCUCUAGCUUGUCUCUAGCCUUGGUAGUCUUACUGAGGGGAGCAAAGGCUGCUAAAACCUCCAACCCGGGACCCAAGGAGGCUAACCACAACCAGGAGAGCAUGGUCCAGAUGGGCCAGGAGGUUGGCCAACUGGGACAGAGCUCCAAAGAUUUCUUAACAAAUUCAAACGUCUCCACAGACAGUGAACCAUCAUACGACUCCACCCCCACUGAGACCUGUGUGUGCAUCCACUGUUUCCCCGAUCUGAAAGCACUGGGCCAGGGCAACGACCGACCAACGAGAGCACCUUUGUCAUUCUACCAGCAGGCUGUCCUCCAUAGCGCCCAGAUCCAAAAAGGAGGGCCUGUCUGGACCGAGGGUAACCCGCACACUUCUGGACUGGAGGUGCAGGAGGAGGCUUCAGUGGGAUGAGGCUCAUUGGCUGUCACACGGGACAACUGGAAUGGCCACUGUGGAUAUUGUCACAGGGCAGUAAAAAAGCAUACUGAAAGAGUAUCACUGAAAAUGGGGCAUUGAGUUUACUUAACAUGUUCUAUUCUAGGGAACAUGGGUGUCGAGGGGCCUCUUAUAAGGGUUUUUGGGGGAUUGGAUGGCACCAAUGUCGACACACCAACCGGACAACAAAUCACUGAUAAAGAUUGACUGAUGCUUUACUUCACGUUGCCUCAUGAUGGUUAAAAGUUUCACUUGAACACUUCACAAAGACCGCCGCUAACUACUAGCUGACCACUGAUGUGUGUAUGUCUGGUAUAGUAGAAUUCAUAAUCUAAAAAAAAAAUAGUCAAACAAAUAGAAACACCAAGUGACAAAACAAAUUAGCUAACUAUUUACAUGGCACUGCGAGUCUCAUGAAAGUAUCUUGGCAUAUGCAAAUUGAGCAAAGUUUCUACUGGCACUGCUGCGUUUUGCUUUUCAGCCCGAGAUCUGUCCUUUCAUUGUGGAAGAACCAAAACAUGGUGGAGAUGAACAAUACGGAGAGAGUGGGUGAAAUCACUGCUUCACUAGGCUGAACAGCUCUCUCUCACCGACUGAUCAGACUGCCACUGACUCAACAAGAUCAAACAGCCGUGACAAGGACUGACUAGUGACUACAGGUCACGGUCACCCACACAAGCUUAAUGAUGGCCCAGCGGCAUUCCAUUGCCAACUGUCAUCUUGGCAUGUCACAUCACAUUUCUGUAAGACGUCAUUUCAGACAUCACUUGUAUGCCUCUGCUCUCUAGACAUGUUAAUUACCUUUCCAACAAAACAAGUGAAACACACCACACAUAAAAUGACUCGUCAGAGUUGCCAACGUCAGAAACGUCCAAGUUCUACCGAUUCCUCUGUUAGGGAUUCAAGUUUAGAAAUGUUUACGUGCUAAGUACUGGCACAAAUAUGUACAGUGUAUGUAUGCAAGUUGUGUUAUGUAUAUAUUUGUAUGGUGAUGGUUUAUAAGGAUUCAGAAUCUCAUUGGACUUGCUUUGCCCACAAUAAAAACUUGAUAUCAGAAA